Maniola jurtina (meadow brown) is the source of this 1071-nucleotide messenger RNA. RefSeq lists its product as uncharacterized. The record is from RefSeq and is a predicted model, not a curated record. NCBI's taxonomy places the organism in Eukaryota, Metazoa, Arthropoda, Insecta, Lepidoptera, Nymphalidae. The coding region runs from base 411 to 968 and encodes 185 amino acids. The transcript is spliced from 5 exons.
UAGCUUACCUGUUUUUAUUUCGUUUUUAGCAUUUAAAACAUAAAAUUGUUCCUAGCGCACGCGUCUUUGAUAGCAAUCCGCCGGCAACUGGUUAGGAAGCGACGCUACACAAAACGAUUCUUUUAGACUCUGUUGCACGGCUUGGCAACGUCGCGUUAUUUUAAUAAGUUUGUGAUUCAUUUAGUACCCCUGGUUCAAUGAUGACCACCGUACCCUACAUUAAUAUUUGCAAACAGAAAUUGCAAAAAGAUAAAGAAAAAAACUAAGUACUAGAUCAAUAUUGAUCUAGAUAGCCCCAUCUAAUAUUUACUUUAAUAUCUUCCAUAGUUGCAGUAUCAUAUAAAAGACGUUUUUACGUGUAAUUGCAUUAGUUUAUCUUCAGUUCUACAUAACAUUACCGAAAUAACAAGAUGAAGUCGUCAGUUACUUUAGUACUCGCUGUGGCGGUGUUCAGCACACUAUUCUUGGGAUCUUCCGGUGCUUCAGUAGGCGCUGGUCUAAAAUUAGACCUUGGAAUCAUAGACAAACUACUCGAAGGAAUUGAUGGUAUCCUUGGUAACCUCAUCAAAGGUGUCGCAGGAGUGGUUGACAAAGUUGGAGACACUACUAACGGCGCCUUAAAUGGUGUAAAUGAUCUUUUGAAAAAUGCCACUGGUGAAACUGCAGAUCUCCUGAAUGAAACUAAAGACGUUCUAAGUAAAAUACCAGCGCUUGUAAACGAAACAUCAGCAGCUCUUUCAGAAGCAAUCAAAAGCAAUACUACUGAAGCUUGGAAUAAAGUAAACGAUUGGGUCAAGAAAAUUACUAGCACUGUUGAUGAACUCCAGCAACUGCAAGUGAAAAUUGAAGCAAAUGCAAACCUUGGAAUUCUUGGCAAAGAAAUAGGUUCUGUUGUUUCCGGGUUGACUGAAUUGUCGAGUAAAAUAGUGAACGUCCAGGCUUCAGUCUCUGGUGGAAAAACCGCUUAAGAUACAAGGUACCAAGGAACUCAAAUGCAUUGCACACAACACGACCCUUCGAUGCCCCAAACGCAGACGUCCGAAAAAUGUGCCGAUUUGACGAAAGUCGAUG